This is a messenger RNA of Aphanomyces invadans, 1268 nucleotides long. RefSeq lists its product as hypothetical. NCBI's taxonomy places the organism in Eukaryota, Oomycota, Saprolegniomycetes, Saprolegniales, Verrucalvaceae. The record is from RefSeq and is a predicted model, not a curated record. The transcript is spliced from 4 exons. Bases 19 to 1245 code for a protein of 408 amino acids. Gene Ontology annotation, molecular function: 2-oxoglutarate-dependent dioxygenase activity.
AUACGCCGGACAACUUGGAUGCAGGUGGAAGACGUCCUGCUCGAGAGGGCUGCGGCGUCGGCGGACAAAGAGGCUUGGGAGCGUGCUGGGCUGUUAGCAGAAGAGGCUGUCCAUCGCAUAUGGGACCGCCUUCAUCAAGGAAAGUGGAACGACGUAGACCCGCAGUGGCGACAGCGCUUUGCCAUCGCAUGCGAACUCUUGGCAACGUCGUAUCUCCACAAACCAGCAGACGCGGGCAAUCUAAACAACCACGAGACAGCGAUUGAAAUCCUUGACACGGGUCUGCUCAUGGCAGGUCCAUACGGCCGACAUCUCCACGACACCAUGGACAAGAUUGUGGCUGACGUGGACUCGUCCUCCACGACGGACUCGACGCACCCUGCAAAAAAGACCAAGACAUCCGUGGGAGUGCUCCCCCCGGCGCUAACCCCCAACUUGACGACAGACAGCCCAUUGUGCACAUCGCUGAAGCGCGUCAAGGCUCCGUCGUUGCUUGAAUUCAAGGCGUCGUACAUGACACAAAACUGCCCCGUCAUCAUCACAGAUGCCAUGGACGAGUGGCCAGCCAUGGGCAAGACGCACGACGGACGACGCCACUGGGCAAACUUGAACUACCUUUGCCGCGUGGCCGGGCGGCGCACGGUGCCGAUUGAAGUCGGGUCGAGUUACCUCGAGGACAACUGGUCGCAAACUCUGAUGACGCUGCACAAAUUUAUCGACGAGCACAUUUUGCACCCCCCUUCACACAAUGCGCCGACAGGGUACUUGGCCCAGCACGCGUUGUUCGAGCAGAUUCCCCAACUUCGAAAGGACAUUGCCGUGCCAGAUUACUGCGCUCUGAGCGUCCGGGGUCGCCAAGAUGUCGACGCAGACGACGACGACGACGACGUGGACGAUGUGGUAGUCAAUGCGUGGUUUGGACCACCCAACACCAUUUCGCCCUUGCACUUUGACCCGGCGCAGAAUUUACUUUGCCAGAUUGUGGGGUCCAAGUACGUUCGGUUGUACGCUUCGACGUUCUCGGACCACCUCUAUCCAGUCCCUGGGUACCUCUCCAACACGAGCCAAGUCGUAGUCGAAGGAGACGGUGCGCAGGCCAACGCCGUGCAGUUUCCGCGGUUUCUUGAGGCUCCGUACUGGGAAGGUGUCCUUGGGCCAGGUGAGAUGCUGUACAUCCCUCCAAGGUGCUGGCAUUAUAUUCGAUCGUUGGACGUUAGUUUCUCCGUCAGCUUUUGGUGGGAUUAAUCGAAAGGACUUGAUGCUGCCAA